UAUGAUCAAAUUGCUGCAAUAGACUUUUUGACACACAUCAAGUGAAGUUUCCAGCAAACUUGACUGUUGAUCUAAAAAUGGCAAGCUUCAACAGCAAGACCUUGGUCUUGUAUUUUUUGGUGGGGCUGCUGUUUGUUUUCUGGACUGCUGAGGCACAAAGCAACCAAGAUUGCUGCCUUUCCUACACACGUGCUGCACUGCCUCCUUGGGUCAUAAGUGGCUAUACAGAACAAUCAUCAAAUGAAGUCUGUGACAUCAAUGCUAUCAUUUUUCACACAAAGAGUGGGAUAAGAGCAUGCACAAACCCAAAAGCCAAGUGGGUGAAGAAACAACUUCUUUUUCUGAGUAAAAGGCUCAAGAAGAUGUCAAAUCAAGAUGGUUUCUGAAAUGGAACUAAACAUAUAGAGGUGAUCUGCAGAACCUACACUAGGUUAGGAUAUUCUCUUGUACACUGUUGUGUGCUGACUCUACACCUAUUCCUGGCUUUUUUGGGACCAUUUAAUUACUUGCAUUUGAUUUAUAUUGCAUCAUUUAUUUGCUUGAAUUGAGCAUUAUGUAAGUUGCUUUUGUUUGCUAUCAUUUUCAUUACUGUGUAUAGUCAAAUAUAAUGUACAACAGAUUGGGUACUGUGCGCCCUAUUGGAUUCAGUGUAUUGUUUAUGAACAUCAACUUAAAUAAAACCAGAUAUUCUA
Messenger RNA from Alligator sinensis (Chinese alligator), 692 nucleotides. RefSeq names its product C-C motif chemokine 20-like. Gene Ontology annotation, cellular component: extracellular region. NCBI's taxonomy places the organism in Eukaryota, Metazoa, Chordata, Crocodylia, Alligatoridae. The coding region runs from base 78 to 386 and encodes 102 amino acids. The transcript is spliced from 4 exons. Gene Ontology annotation, molecular function: chemokine activity; CCR chemokine receptor binding. The record is from RefSeq and is a predicted model, not a curated record. Gene Ontology annotation, biological process: positive regulation of GTPase activity; neutrophil chemotaxis; cellular response to type II interferon.